AGUUCUGUGGUUCAUUGGAUGCAUUGGCACACCCAUGCUAAGUGGACACCAUAGCAUCUACACGUAAAAGUGAUUUGGUGGAAUGUUGCCAGAUUUUCUAUCAUGUGAGCUGUAAACAUUGAAUAUAAUGUUCUCGCUGGGCUGCAUUGGCUCAGCGAUAUUCCAAUCUUGAGGCAACUGUCCUCAACUCUGGACUUCGUUCUCUUCUCCAUUUCCGUCCGUUUCCUUGCAUUCUCCUCCUUCUGCACUUAUUGUACUUGGGUUAUUUUGGCGGACUAACUGUUUGCCCUACUCUUUAGGCUUUCGGUGAAUUAAUCAAGAUUGGUAACAGGGCAUGAGCCCAAACGUUGGGGUUGAUGAAGCACCGCCUUUUCACUCGGGGGCAAUAUGCAAGAGAAGCAUCCUCCUGAAUUGAUGGUCUCUUAAUCUGGAUAGCAUAACAAAGUGGCUGGGUGUUGGUCAUAAAUGAAAUUAAAAAUGUUGUGGAUGAUUUUGUUAGGUCAAUAAACAUUGUCAAGAGAUGUACUUGUAGAUAUCCAAGAAUGGCAACCGAAAGUGAAGAAGUUAAGGGUAUGAAUAAUUAAAUUGAUUAUGUUUUGCCUGAACCAUAUAUAUAUGUGUGUGUCACCCGCAAGGAGCAAACAAGGUGGAUAUACAAAUUUAGAAAAAGGAAAAAGCGAGAAGGGGGGUUAAAAAAGUUAAGGGAGCAAGUGAGGACCCGAGAGGCAAUUGAGAGGAAUGAGAAGAGUACCAAGUAAUAAGGGUGAGGCCGGCGAUGUGUAAGUUAGAUUAAGAAGAAGGUAAUGUAUUAAGUGCAUGAACGGUGGAAGUGGAAAAGCAUAGACAUAGGUGAUAGGUAGGCACGAAAAACAAACAAGAAGAGAAGAGGGCUUUGAUUUGCGAGUCAGGAUGUCAUAAAUCAUAAGUACUGUUCUGGCAACUUGGAGUGAAGGAGUGCAUAAUUUCCACUUGUGAUGAGAAACACUUUUUCCUUUUAGGGAGGUUUCUUGAAGUGAAAUACGAUUUCCAAAUCUGAUCAACUCAACUUUUUCUAUUUCUGGAGGCAAUCAUAUUUAUGAGAUUGACAUAAACAAGACAGUACUGAGUGGUGGUGGAGGGGGAGGACGACAAGUCUGACUAAUUACUAGAUUUCCAACCACCCUCCUCCUCCUCCUCAACAACAAAAACCAACAAAAGCCAAGAGAGUUGCAGAAAGAAAAUAUUAUUACUCAGCCAAAACAGAAAGAGAGGACAAUGUAUUACUGGUAGCGGAACAGCAUUUGCAAUGGAAUGCAAACCCGCUUUCCCUUCCCUUCUUUCUGCACCAAGUCUCAUGGAUUUCAUCGCUUUUUGCAUUUCACUGCAACAUUUACUCCAUCCGGAUUUGACCAAUUAUCUCAAAAAUCCACAUUAACAUCAAAGAGAAAAAAUAAUAUUAGUAUUCUUUCUUCUUUUUUUUUUUUUGGGCUUUGGGGUGUGUGAGUGUGUGUGUAUGGGAAGUUUCAGUGUUUCAUUCCAUGAUGGCAAUAAGUCUGUGUCUGAACUUUUUUUCUUGUCAGAUGUGCUGCACGUCCUUCCUUCCUCGGCAUUGACAAGAAAACACUGAAAUGAUAGAUGGAUCCAUCAGAAAAUGACUUUCAGUGCCUUUAUUAUUUUUUUUCCUCGGCCAAAGAGUACAGAAACCAGCAAAGAAUCAUUGAGAAAGCAGCAGCAUACAUGGGAAACAGCAAACACAUUGCCAUUGCCCCUUCCUAUAUAAACACAUGUCCCCUCACCCGAAAGCCAAUCCACAAGAACCCAACAAAACAAAGAACCUCAAAAUGAUACCAAACCCUUCUACAAUUCCAUGUUCCACUAUGUCUAUCCCCAUCCAAUCCAAACAAAGACCCUUCUAAUUCUUGUUCUCCACCUCCACUGAAAUUUACAAGUCCAGUUACUUUACCUUAAACUUUCUCAAUUUUUGUCUAAAUUCGCCUGCACAUUCAAAAACUCCCUCCCCAACAUACAUUACUUCCUUCUUUGAAUCACUGCUGACUCAAGAUGUGAUUAAAGCAGAAUAAUGUUUUCUCUUUAAUUUGUUCAAAAUCCAAAUUAAACCAUGGAGCCUUUCCACACCCCAACCAGCAUACCCAUUUCCUACGCAUUUACCUCUAUUCCCACUGCUGCUAGCAUUUGUGGCUCAACAGAUUGCAUUUCAAUAAGUCCCUGGAUGGACUGCAGAAUAUGGAGCCGGCUUCCUCAGGGUUUGAUUGAUCGUAUCGUUGCCUGUCUUUCUCCGCCGGCCUUCUUUCGAGCUCGAGCUGUCUGUAAAAGGUGGUACGGUCUCAUAUUUUCCAACACCUUCCUCGAAUUAUACCUCCAAGUAUCUUCCCACCGUCACUGGUUCCUGUUCUUCAAGCAAAAAAGCCUCAAAAGCUAUAUCUACCGAAAUAACACUAGUGCAAACAAUGGCACUCUUAGGGCAAACUACGAAGGCUACCUUUUCGACCCGGAAAGCUUAAAAUGGUACCGUAUUUCAUUCCCCUUGAUCCCACCUGCAUUUUCCCCGGCCUCAUCUUCCGGUGGACUAAUCUGUUGGGUUUCUGACGAUGCUGGUUCCAAGAGUAUUCUCCUCUGCAACCCACUCAUUGGUUCUUUAAUUCAGUUGCCUUCAACCCUAAGGCCUAGGCUUUGUCCUUCAAUCGGUUUAACCAUCACCAACUCUUCCAUAGACUUAGCUUUUGCAGGAGAUGACUUGAUAUCUCCUUAUGCAGUCAAGAAUCUAAGUUCAGAAAGCUUCCACGUCGAUGGGGGUGGAUUCUACUCCAUAUGGGGAACAAUCGCUUCUCUUCCAAGGCUAUGUAGCUUUGAAUCGGGGCGGAUGGUUCACGUGGAAGGCCGAUUCUACUGCAUGAACUACAGCCCUUUUAGCGUCCUUGCCUAUGACAUCUCCAUAAAUCAAUGGAGCAAAAUCCAGGCCCCAAUGCGCAGAUUUCUACGGUCACCGAGCUUGGUCGAAAGCCGAGGUAAGCUCCUCUUAGUUGCGGCGGUUGAAAAGAGCAAGCUCAACGUUCCCAGGAGCUUGCGGCUGUGGGCACUGCAAGAAUGUGGCAAUUUGUGGGUGGAGAUUGAGAGGAUGCCGCAGCAACUGUACAAUCAGUUUGCGGAGGUUGAAGGUGGGCAUGGAUUCAACUGUGUUGCACACGGAGAGUUUGUCGUGAUACUGAUCAAAGGGUCGGAUAAAGCUUUGCUGUUGGAUUUUAUUGGGAAAAGGUGGGUGUGGAUUCCUCCAUGUCCUUAUAUAAACAAUGGUGGGUGUGGAGGAAGAAGAGAAGAUGCGGUGGAUGAGUUGCAUGGAUUUGCGUAUGAGCCGAGGCUUGCCAUACCAAUUACUGCUCUUCUUGAACAACUUACACUUCCCUUUAACUCUUUCACUGCAUAGGUUUGUAUGCAUUUCUCCUAUUAUUACAUAUAUAUAUAUAUAUAUAGGUGUGGUGCUAUGUACUCGUUGUCAGCCGGUUAGUUUGCGACUUCAGUGCGUGUAAUGACAUUUUGACAUUUUGUUGUUUGUUACCAGAGAAAGGGUGUUGAAAUGGACAGGAAUCCUUGUCCUCGAAUCCCAACCAA
Messenger RNA from Sesamum indicum (sesame), 3606 nucleotides. It is a transcript of the gene UFO, whose product is annotated as F-box family protein. The record is from RefSeq and is a predicted model, not a curated record. NCBI's taxonomy places the organism in Eukaryota, Viridiplantae, Streptophyta, Magnoliopsida, Lamiales, Pedaliaceae. Gene Ontology annotation, molecular function: protein binding.